AUGCGUACGGUGUUAGUGUUAGCAGCCUUCUUGGCAGCAGCGGCGGCAUUGCCGACUGAAAUACCGGAGCCUGGUCAACUGGCUCUGGUUCUCGGCGAAGAGGACUUUGAAGAUUAUCUCGAUGCCUGGCUGGAGCUUGAACAGUCCAAGUCCGCUAAUGCAUCUAUCGAGGCCGGUCCCCGCAGUGGCUGUACAUUCAGAAUUAAUGGAGAUCUAGGACAGCCUCAGCCAGUGUAUCUCCGCAGCAACAGAUACUUAACUGCCAACGGCAACACUGGUCAGAUCCGCCUCAACACUGGUGAACAAGUCGUGAUCGCUUGUACUGGCUCUGGAAGAUCUAUUCGUCAUCCUAAUAUCGCGGCUACAAGAGAUGUUGCUACAGCAACGUGUGUGAGUAACAAUCUGGUGUCUGGUGCUGGAUGGUUAAAUGGAAAUGGAGCCUUUGGUGGACUCACAUGCUCUUCACACGCCCACCAUGAAGCCCAAGGAACUUCCACUCGAUGCUGGAAUAACAAUAUGGUUAUUCGUGUCGGUUUCAUCGUUAACAACGUUUUCCAUCCGCUGUACUGGUCUUGCUUCAACCAAAAUCGCAUGGAAGUUAUAUACGUCUGGUACGACCAAACCCCUGCAAAUGCUGUCCAUCAAACUGGUGUAGACAGACCUAGCUGGCUAGCUGGAAGUUUCUUCCCUGGUGUUGCUGUCAACACUAUGUACACACAAGCCAACCAGAAGACUGUUGUAACUCGUUACGUCGGAGCCACCUUAGCUGACAGGUAUAUCACCAGCCACCAGUUCAUGGCUCGGGGUCAUCUUGCCGCUAAGAGUGACUACGUUUUCGCUACCGGCCAGCGUGCUACUUUCUACUUCAUCAACGCUGCUCCUCAGUGGCAACCAUUCAAUGCUGGUAACUGGAACUGGCUGGAGCAGAACCUCCGUGCUCGUAUUGGAGCUGCUGGGUACAACACCGUCAUCUACACUGGAACUUUCGGUGUGACCCAGCUACGUGACCAGAACAACCGCUUUGUUGAUAUCUACUUGGUGCCUGAGCGUAACCAAAUCCCAGUACCACUUUAUUUCUACAAGGUUGUCUAUGACUCGUCUCGGCGCAUCGGCACAGCAUUCGUGAGCAUUAACAACCCCUAUUACACGCUUGCGGAGUGCCGCUCUCGUCAGUUCUGCACGGAUCGCUGCCGCAACAACAGCGCGUUCAACUGGCUCCGCUGGCAACCUGACCGCAUCGACCUCGGUUACAGUUUCUGCUGUACCGUUGAUGACUUCAGGAGGACUAUUCCUCAUCUGCCCUCCUUCACCACCAAUGGACUCCUUUCAUAA
Molecule: messenger RNA, 1332 nt
Organism: Spodoptera littoralis (African cotton leafworm)
Lineage: Eukaryota; Metazoa; Arthropoda; Insecta; Lepidoptera; Noctuidae
Source: the annotation of a GenBank genome assembly